AUCAACGUUCUUGCCACCCUUAUCAUCUGCAGAAUACCGAAUCUUUGACGAAAAGAUGAAUAUUGAGACAUUGCCCUAUAUGAUCGAUAAAUUAUCAAUUAAUGAAAAUAUAAAACAAAAAGUCACCAGUAAAUUAAAUCAAGAUUUCACAGUUCAAGAAAAAAUGGAAUACGAUUUUAAACCAAAAAAAGCUUCUUUUUAUGAUAUCGAUAAUGUGUCAUCCAAGGAACUGCAAGCUUCUUUAUGUAGAAUUAAAGAAAAUCCACGAGAACCAUUUUCAUUUUUAACAAAUAUCUCUGAUGAAUACAUGAACGAUAAACGAUUACCAACAAAGCCUACGGAAAUCGAUAUGCAAUUGGCUGCUGUAGUAAAACGGAUCGAGUCGAGUAAAAUUUUAUUGGAGGAAGCUAAAUCUUACGUUGAAGAUAUAUAUCUUCGCGCUAAACAAAAUGAUAUUCGUCAAUUAUGGAAAGUGUAUGAUGGUAAAGAAUAAUAUAUACUUCUUUUAUCAAUAAUUCACAAAUCGAUACAACGAUAU
Messenger RNA from Pogonomyrmex barbatus (red harvester ant), 538 nucleotides. RefSeq lists its product as uncharacterized. NCBI's taxonomy places the organism in Eukaryota, Metazoa, Arthropoda, Insecta, Hymenoptera, Formicidae. The record is from RefSeq and is a predicted model, not a curated record.